This is a messenger RNA of Chaetomium strumarium, 1962 nucleotides long. RefSeq lists its product as uncharacterized. The transcript is spliced from 2 exons. Bases 140 to 1633 code for a protein of 497 amino acids. NCBI's taxonomy places the organism in Eukaryota, Fungi, Ascomycota, Sordariomycetes, Sordariales, Chaetomiaceae. The record is from RefSeq and is a predicted model, not a curated record.
UCCCUCAAUCGUCCUGGUCCCUACUGCUGUCAGCAAGCAGUCUCUCAUCUACACAGACGACAGGCCGUGGUUGAUAUCUCCUGAAUGCCUCUCCAUACCGAACCAACAUUCCACUCCUUGUUCCAUUCUUGUGGACAUCAUGUUCUCUCCGACUCUUCCUGGCCUGGCCAAGGGCCAGGCUGAAGCCGUGUCCUCCACCUCGAUGGGACACACGAAGCUCCCCAGCAUCAGUCAUCUGGGGCUAGUUCCUUCGCCUCCUCCGACCCCUAUCGUCCCCCGAGCGGACGCUUUUCUCCAUGAUCGCCAGCUCGUGAUACGGCCAGCUGCCGAUGGGAAUCCCGCUUGUGUGGUCGGAGCGGUGUCGAAUCUCGCUGCCAGUUCCUCUUUCAUCGACAGAGAUUCUCCCAGCAGCCACGCCGUUGGGCCGGGAUGGCCUCUCAGCUUCCCGACCGAGCAGAAGCUUCCCCCAAUAUCCGAUCUUCUAAGGGAGGUUCCGUCGCUGUUGAUUCACUCCCAAUCCUGCCCGGAUUUGCGCCUGACCCCCCUUCCGUCCCCGAUCGGGCCAGCCCCGUCCGCGUUCUCAACACCAUAUCCGACAUGGACGACGUUCCCUCCCCGGCGACGGUCCUUUUCCUGCCACUUGCCAGGUUUAUUGCUUCCUCGUCCGACGACGCAGGGUCCACGGCGAGCAUCCGCCCCGUGCCUAAAACCCAUGCCGGGGCCCUUCACCAUCUCCGGUACAUCGUCGACAAGCCACCGCGCAGUAUUAUCCGACCGUGACCGCGAACGCCAAAGACGCCAAAGCAAGCACGUCCACCGCCGGCGCGGCUCACCUUUCUCGUCUGGCUCAUGUUUCUCCUCCUCUUCAAGACACAGCAAAACCCAGUCUUCCGAAUCCGAUUCGGACAUUAGCACCACCCCUUCCUCCAUCAUCACCCUCUCAAGCUCCUUCUGCUCCCAGCCAGAAACAAGAACAACAGCAGCAACAACAAACCUCGGAACUCCAAGAGAAGGAGGAUACUGGGGACGAAGGAAGCGCAACAACAAGCCCUACACGUUCGAGCAAGAAGCCUUCUUCAUCUACCACCGCAUCGACCUCGAGCAGACGUGGGAGCAGGUGCGCGCCGCCUUCAUGGCGCGCUGGCCCGGCCUGGAGCGCUCCGUCAGCGGGCUCGAGUGCGCCUACUACCGCACCAACCUGCACCUGCCGGCCACGACGGGGGAUGGGUUGCUGGUCCUGGUUGAUCCGUCCGAGAUAUUAGGGGAGGGUCACGAGCAAGAGGGUAAUAAUAAUGAUGUUGUUGAUGGUGGUGGUGGUGACGAUGAACAACAAAAUGAACAAGGGCAACAACAACAGCAGCAACAACAACGGAAGGAAAAUAAGGAGCCGGGAAUGGGUUAUAAAUUCUACCGCGGCGCCGCAUAUCGCACGCUGGCCGUCAAGUGCCGCAAGGCGCGCAUCUCCCUGAUGGAGCGCUUCCCCGAGGAGCUGGUGGACGAGGCCAACGACUGGGUCCGGGAGGAGCAUCGCGUCUUGGCCAGGGUUGCCGCCGAGAAGCGACGCCUGCAGAGGGAAGCGUUCCUCGCUGCUCGCGCUACUAGGCCAGACUGCCGCCUGAAGGUGUAUUAUUGAUGUUUCCUCAUUUUGCACGGUCUGUUCGUUGGCGUUUGCUUUUUCUUUUCUUGGGCUGCAACGUCACUCGCUAAGUUUCUUAGUUCCCUUUUUCUCAAGAUCAUAACCCUCGUUUGUGUUCCUUAAUAUAUAAAUAUAUAUCUUCCCUUUCCACCCUUUUCUAUCAUUCUUUACGUUGUCUCGCGGCGCCAAUGUUAUAUGAUAGGUCGAUGGUGAUGUUGAUGUCAGUCGAUGACAGUGGUUCCGAGAUCAUGAGGCAGGUAAUGGGAACUCGGUCAAUACUUAUAACGUACAUGAUAAGCGAGCGACGCAGAUAAGCGAGCGACGCA